AUGGAGACUUUUGGUAAAAAUUAUAAUGCGGGUAAGGAUCACGCCAGGGAUGGUAAUUCAUGUUAAGUGUUCGUUCUGAAUUUACAAUUAAAGAUGAAUAAAUCUGAAUAAAAUGACCGGUUUGUGUAUAAACAGAAGACAAAAAGAAAAAGGUCCUAUAACAAGUGCAACUUAAGUUUACGUGUCGUUUUGUUUCUUCCCCCUUCCGAUGUUGUUUUGAUUUGCCGGCUCUCUAAAAUUUUCUUCAUCAAGCGUGAAAUAUAGUACGAAACUGUUCCACUCCAAUUUCCGUGAAAUUUUGGAACUUUUUAGUGAGAAUAACUUCGAGAAAAACCCCUCUUUGUAGUUGAAUGUCUGCAAAGCAACUAGCAAAACCGAGGGCGCUGCAAGCUACAAGCGCCUAAGAAGGCGGGAAAUUUGGCGCGAAACUCACACUCCCCUAUGGCUUUUGAUUGGACGUAUAAUUUUUCUCACACGUAAAAAGAAAUAUAUGCAAAAAAUUAAAAUGAACAUCUUUCCCUAUUACUUAUGGAAUCCGGAAUCCUGAGCUUGGGAAUCCGGAAUUCAGCUCAAGGAAUCUGGAAUCCCCCAAGCAACUGGAAUUCGGAAUAAAGUAAUCGGGAAUCAAGUACAUGUAAUUCGGAAUCCCAACAUGGAAUCCACAACCCAAGACUGUCUUGGGUUACCUGUAUGCAUAAGGGCGAGUUCAUUAUGUUUAAGCUGUUCGUUUACUUAUUGUAGAGAGAGAUGCGUCCGAUUACGCAGAUGAGGUACGACAUUGGCUAGACUUGAUGAGAAGAGCAGGUAUGAAUGAAAAAUAAUGUACACAUACCAUGUAUUCCCUACAUAUUUUUCCCAGACAUAGGAUGAAUAAUUGAAAUGAUGAGCUAAAAUUUAGGGAUGCUCUUUUUUUCUUUUUUUUCACGUUAUUUUUCUUUCAAUUCCUUUCCCAUUGGUCUUUCUGUUACUCUGGAUAAUAGCAAAGACAUAAAAUGUGUUUCAAAAGUUUGUUGGAGACGUGUUAAAUGGUGCUGAUGACACAGUGAAAUGAGACAUUAAGAAAGAAGUCAAUAACAUAAUUUUGUUUCAUAUGUGUUUCAGAAGACUACAGAACCGCAGGGACAGAUGACAGCUCAAACAAUGACCAAGAUUACUUAACUAGUAGAUAUAUCCAAGAUUCAGGGUCUGAUGAAGCGGAAAGUGACGAGGUUGAUGAAGAGGAGAGCGGCGAGAGUGGUGAUGAUGGAGAAAGUGGUGACGAUGGUGAGGAGGAAAGCGGCGAUGAUGGUGAAGAGGAAAGUGGUGACGCCGGUGAUGAUGGAGAAAGUGGUGAAGAUGAUGAGAAAGAAAGUGGCGAUGAUGGCGAAGAAGAAGGUGGUGACGAUGGCGAUGAUGACGAAAAUGAUGUUGAUGGUGAAGAGGAAAGUGGUGACGACGGUGAUGAUGGAGAAAGUGGCGAAGAUGGUGAGGAGGAAAGUGGCGAUGAUGGUGAAGAGGAAAGUGGUGACGACGGUGAUGACGGAGAAAGUGGUGAAGAUGAUGAGGAAGAAAGUGGUGAUGAUGGCGAAGAAGAAGGUGGUGACGAUGGUGAUGAUGACGAUAAUGAUGAAGAUAGUGAAGAGGAAAGCGGUGACAACGGUGAUGAUGGAGAAAGUGGCGACGAUGGUGAGGAGGAAAGUGGCGAUGAUGGUGAAGAAGAA
Messenger RNA from Porites evermanni, 1700 nucleotides. The record is from the annotation of a GenBank genome assembly. NCBI's taxonomy places the organism in Eukaryota, Metazoa, Cnidaria, Anthozoa, Scleractinia, Poritidae.